Maylandia zebra (zebra mbuna) is the source of this 3965-nucleotide messenger RNA. RefSeq names its product E3 ubiquitin-protein ligase DTX3L. The record is from RefSeq and is a predicted model, not a curated record. Lineage: Eukaryota; Metazoa; Chordata; Actinopteri; Cichliformes; Cichlidae. Gene Ontology annotation, biological process: Notch signaling pathway; protein ubiquitination.
CAAAGGCUGAAAGUGAAAGCAGGCGAGGGUCGGGUCUGCGCCGAGUCCACAGACAGCUGCAAUGUCCGCGAUCAGCAGAGCAGAGUUUUUCACAGACAUCAUUCUCAGCAUUGAUGAAACUCCUUUUAAAGAUAAGGGAACAUUAAAGAACAUUGUUGAAAGCAGGAAGGAUUGUUACUCCUAUGAGAAGAAGGGUUCCUGUUACAGAGUGAAAGGAACCUUUGAACAGCUGCACAAACUUGUAAGAAGAUGCCAAAGAGCGACCGAUCAUCACAGUACUGCUACACAUGGACGGACAGGUCAGCACAGUCAUCACGCUUCCACUCGUGUCAAAUCUGUGGAAGUGUCUCGGGUUGUUAUGGACUACAUUAAUAAAAAAUGUGACGAAAAACUUGGAAAAAUUCUUGGAAACUGUUCACUGGUCCCUGUACCACAGUCUGACAUCACUGCACGGAUUACUUUCAGACCACAGAGCGACUCGUUCCGCCAAGCUGCCUUUGUCAGGCAGAGGUUCAUCACAUUUUACCAGAGAGUUGCGUCUGACCUGCACAUCAUAUCUGUCCCUGGGGAUCUACACGAGCAGAACAAGCUGCAGAGAAAAUUCCCAACUCUCAUCUUUGAACCAAGCAACAAUAAACUAACAGUCAUGGGACCUUUUCCACACAUAGCUGAAUUUAAGGAGUUUCUUUGGAAAAAUCGUUCAACCAAGCGUCUGGUCAGCAAAACUCCAACAGACAGUCUGAGCAACAGAAUCUCAGCGUCUUCAUCGGCACACAAAGAUCCUGAUGAUGAAUCCUGCCCCAUCUGUAUGGAAACAAUAGUCAGAAAUAAGAAAAAGACACUGCGGUGCAAGCACUCUUUCUGCAGCGACUGUCUGGAGAAAGCUUUUGUAUACAAGCCAGUCUGUCCCACCUGUGGGGAGUUAUAUGGCACUCUAAAGGGGACACAGCCUGAUGGAGGCACUAUGGAGGUCACCAAAAACACUUCACCUUUGCCUGGUUAUGAGAAGUAUGGAACAAUAGUCAUCCACUAUUAUAUUCCACGUGGCAUUCAAAAGGAGGAGCAUCCCAGCCCAGGUCAACCAUAUGAAGGAGCAUCCCGGACCGCCUACCUUCCAGACUCCCCGGAGGGCAGGAUGGUGCUGGGCCUGCUGAGGCGAGCCUUCGAUCAGAGACUCAUUUUCACCAUCGGACGCUCCACUACCAGUGGCAGAAACAAUACAGUCACAUGGAACGAUAUCCACCACAAAACCUCAACACAUGGAGGACCGACUCACUACGGAUACCCCGACCCCGAGUAUCUCAGCCGAGUUCGAGAUGAGCUGAAGGUCAAAGGAAUUGAGUAAGUUUAAGGUAAAAGACGCAGCCGUCCCAGACUGACCGCUGCUCAUCACCAGCUGAAGGCACACGAAGCGUUUCCUCUCGCUGUGCUUUCAUGAGUCGUGAUUUUUGACAAGAAGCCAGUUUAAGUUGAUUCUCCAUUAACUCCCCCCUAUUAAAUAUCAGCUACGUUGUAUAAAUGCACUUUGGUAACACUAACCAGAGGUCUUAAUAAGGAGGAUGGCUAACAUCCCCAGGGUCACUCAGUUGUGUUGUUGGACCUGCAGUGACUACGUUGUUUCACUCAGUGUCGACUAACAAACAUGCAAAGUGCUGGGAUGAUGCUGAUUUUUGUGUUGUUCUUUCAUUAUAUGUAUUUAGAUGUUUGUACACUGAUUAGGAGGCAUGUUUGUGACUGUCCAGAACUCCAAUUUCCUUUUUUUCAAAUUAUAAGCCACAUGAAGCUAAAUGAAGGUAAUGUUGAUUUCCUCUUCUGAGCACAGGCAGCCACAGCAUGGCUCCUCCAGGACUGGUGGUGCUAUUCUCCAGGCUGAUUGGUCAGUGAGCUGUGAUUGUAUACCUGUUCAAUCACACCUGUAACCUUGAACAGAACCUCCUCUUAAGCCGUUUAGAGUCGAUGUACGAGGUGAGAAGUGAAUCAUCACUAAACAAACUAAAGUAACAUUCAGCCCACAUCACACUUUGAGCUAAAACGUUGCUCUCCAGAGCGUCCGUGAGUGUACAAAGUGUGUGACGUUUAACACACACAGAAAGAGCAAAUAGUGCUUGUAUGAAUGAGUGUGAAGCGCUUUGAAAGAACUGUUCCAUUUACUAUUCAGGUUUGUGGUGACAGAGUGCUGAAUGCAGGGUAGUGUAUCAGUGUGUCGACCCACCGACAGGGUGACACAGCUCACUCUACCUGGUGUUUACGUUCAAACCUAAACGUCCCUGUAAGACUUCACUAGUGUUUGGUGAAGCUGUGUUUAUCAGUACGCUACAGCAGGCUGCACCACACAUCUGUGCCCAGCUGUGUCAUCCAUCAUUUGGUGGACUUUGUAUAAAAGUUGCAUUUAUUCUGACUGAAUUCACUGUGUUGCAAACAAAUAACAACAAAAACCAUGAGUGGGUGUGUCUGUGACUUCUGUUCAAUCAUUUUCAUUGGAAUUGAAGCUGGCCUGACAGAUUAGUGCUACACAGCUCACACAAGCACAGAGUUUGGUUUAAACAUCGAAGUCACACGUUAUGAUCUGGCUGUUCUUGGAUCUGUUUUCAGGACAGUACACAGACUGGAGGUCCCUUUAUUUAAAGAGCACACAUCACUUUGCUGCAACAUGUCAUGCCUUAUGCACAAGCCUCCUGAUGUCUCUUCUCUUGUUAGAUAUGGAAAAGAAGAAGGCCAUCCUAAUUAAGCAACAUCCUUCAUCACGUUCAUGGGGAAAAGGCUUUGUACAUUUUGACAGUGAACCAUAAACUUAUGCCUAAUUCAAACACAUCAAUAGGAGAAUGUGAGGUUCGAUUCUUCUGACAGCCUGACGUGUACCCAGCUAUCCAACAGACGGAUCAAUCUGAGGAGUUCAGCUAAAACGUAGAGACAACGGCUACAUCGGCUCCACUGAGAACCACAGUGGGCAAAGAUGUAAACACAGAGCUUCUGAUUUACAUACUGUAGGUUACACUUUACUGAUUAACCCUCUGACUUCACAAUGGGAUUAGUCGACCAAGUUAAAAUAACCUCAGAACUCCUGGGCACAUCUUGAGUGGGUUCACUGAGAUCACAGACCCACACUCUUUCCACUGAUAGUGGUACGGUUCAUACUCAUUUAAACUGAAAACUGCUUCCAAGAAGAAAUAAUGGCAUUAAAGAUACACAUCGAUGAACAUGAUGCAAUCAGUUUGUGCAGUUCUUAAGGCCUUUUGUUUUUGGUGUGCCGUGGUUGUUACUGGUGAAGGAACCUGCUUACGUUUCAGAUGACGUUCUCGAUUAGACGGAGUGUCCAGGUUCCCAGACUGAGCUUGUGUGGUGCAGACAGUAUAUCGCAUCAGAGUAACGUAAACAGUCAGUUUGGGACUUUGCUGUGUUUGGAGGUUCCUGGAGUUUCCCUGUACUGGAGAAGAGGUGGAUUAUGAGUCAUCAGACGGAGCUCGUUUCACUCAGUGAACACUUUUAUUUUAUGCACCCAAGACCAGGCAGCGUGAGCACAUUCUGGAGGAGGAGCCUGCAUUCAGCACCAUGUCUCACUGAAAUGUGUCAUUGUAGUUGGGAACGUACCAACUGUAGCUGUCACUGAUGCUGAGUUUGUUCUCUAUCAAAGUGGAACAUUUGAUCCUUAGUAAACAGAGUAAAAAGGCGCUGUCCCACCACCUGCUGCUUUAACCCUGGCGUGCUAACAUUAGCCGGUGUGUGUCUGUGAAGGUCAUCAGCUCUUUCCAAACUCCUUAUAGGGCUGAUGUUAGUCCUGCACCAAAAUCUGUUUUCAUUGCAAAUAAUUCAGAACUGUUUUUGUUCAACUACUUUUGAGAACAUUUCUCCUUUGAUCAGCACAGAAACGACAGAAGCUCAAAUCCAAAGCACCUUCUGCAGGAGCGUACCCAGGUCCACGAUCGGCCGUGUUAAUCCCACAGGAACUCCUCCACGAACAGCGAGAC